Vigna umbellata (rice bean) is the source of this 1268-nucleotide messenger RNA. The record is from RefSeq and is a predicted model, not a curated record. Lineage: Eukaryota; Viridiplantae; Streptophyta; Magnoliopsida; Fabales; Fabaceae.
CGGUGACAAAAUUCACACGGGUUUUGGCCUUUCAAAAAUGACACAAAAAUAAUUCACUUACGAAUUAUUAUGGACAUGUUUUGUAUUUGUUGUGAGGAGAGACUCCUCCAACAUCAUCAUCGUAUCUCUUCCUCAUAAUAGAAUAUACUUUUCAUAUCAUGUAAUGUCUUCGGUGCUGUUUGGUUUGAUACAGAAAAUCCGAACAAAAGGGCUUCAUGGAAUUCACUUCUUUUGGUUCAUUCUCCUUUUAUGAGUAUGCUAGUCCAACCAAACUACUGCUAUGGCUGGCAUCUAUCUUCUCUGGCAUAAUCUUCUGUCUUAUUGCUUAUACAUCAACUGCUGUUUUGAGUUCUUUGUUGAUCAAGGGAUAUGGCAAAUUGAGCAGUGCAGAGAAAAUUGAAUGGAAUAACAGGGGAUUCUCUACGUUUCAUGCUCUCUUUGUAUCAUCUGCAUCUUUCUACCUCAUCUUCUUAUCAGAUGUCUUCAAUGCGAAUUCACAGGAGGUAGUUAUUAAUAAAUCAUCAAGGUUAUCAGAUACAGUAUUGGGGAUUUCUAUUGGUUAUUUUCUAACAGAUCUGGCUAUGAUUCUUUGGAACUUUCCAGCUUUAGGGGGUCUUGAAUAUGUUCUACACCACGGGCUAUCCAUAGGUUCCAUUACACUAUCCCUGCUAAGUGGUCAAGUUCAUAUCUACAUACUAAUGGUUCUUUUCUCUGAGAGCACUACUCCUUUUGUAAAUCUUAGAUGGUACUUGGAUAUUGCUGGACUUAAGAGUUCCAAACUUUACAUUUGGAAUGGCAUAUCAUUGUUCCUCGGGUGGUUGCAAGGAUUUUCUUAUUCAUGUUCCUUUUUUACCAUAUAUGGACCCAUUUGGUUGAGGUGCAGGAGGUGUUUCUUUUUGGCUUUUACACCUUGAUUAUGGUGCCUUCUGUGUUGGCAGUGAUGAACAUAUUUUGGUUCUGGAAGAUUGCAAAGGGCAUGGUUAAAACUCUCACUAAAGCAAAACACAACAAGGGAGCAUGACAAUAUACUCUUAACAUAGUAUCUUGACAUGGCCAACAAUUGUUUUAUAGUACAGUUACAAUCAACACUUUUGUUUUAACCUGAAAUUUUAAGCUUUACUUGUAUAUUUUGAAAUUUGAAAUACUCAAUUGAAAUUCUUUGUGUCAAAAUAUGACCACAAUCAUUUUCUUAGCUUUUUUUUCUAAUGAACAAGAGUUAAAUUAGGUUCUUCCUAUUUUUACUGAUCAGUUGGUAAGCUAGAAGGAUC